Molecule: messenger RNA, 1185 nt
Organism: Argentina anserina (silverweed cinquefoil)
Lineage: Eukaryota; Viridiplantae; Streptophyta; Magnoliopsida; Rosales; Rosaceae
Product: 60S ribosomal protein L5-1-like
Exons: 1
Coding region: 67-969 (300 amino acids)
Biological process (GO): translation; ribosomal large subunit assembly
Cellular component (GO): ribosome; cytosolic large ribosomal subunit
Molecular function (GO): 5S rRNA binding; structural constituent of ribosome
Source: RefSeq, a predicted model, not a curated record
ACACUUAAAAACAGUGAGAGAGCGCCGCACCCUCCUCUUCCUCUCGUCCCUCUCUAGGUUUCUCCAAUGGCUUUCAUCAAAGCUUCGAAGCCGCGUGCCUACUUCAAGCGCUUCCAAGUCAAGUACAAGCGCCGCCGUGAGGGCAAGACCGACUACCGCGCCCGCAUUCGCCUCAUCAACCAGGACAAGAACAAGUACAACACUCCCAAGUACCGCUUCGUCGUCCGGUUCACCAACAAGGACAUCGUCGCUCAGAUCAUCUCCGCCACCAUCUCCGGCGACCUCGUCCUCGCUUCCGCCUAUUCUCAUGAGCUCCCCCGCUACGGCCUCAACGUCGGCCUCACCAACUACGCCGCCGCCUACUGCACCGGCCUCCUCCUCGCUCGCCGCACUCUGAAGAAGCUUGAGAUGGACGAGGAGUACGAAGGCAACGUCGAGGCCACCGGCGAGGACUUCUCCGUCGAGCCCGGCGAGAGCCGCAGGCCUUUCCGCGCUCUUCUCGAUGUCGGCCUCGUCCGCACCACCACAGGAAACCGCGUCUUCGGCGCUCUCAAGGGAGCUCUCGACGGCGGGAUCGACGUGCCUCACAGUGAGAAGAGGUUCGCCGGAUUCUCCAAGGACUCGAAGAGCUUGGAUGCCGAGACUCACCGGAAGUACAUCUACGGUGGACACGUGGCGGCCUAUAUGGGGACUCUGACCGAGGAUGAGCCGGAGAAGUACCAGACUCAUUUCAGCCGGUACAUCAAGCAGGGUGUUGAGGCCGAGGCGAUUGAGGAGCUGUACAAGAAGGUGCACGCCGCCAUUAGGGCUGAUCCUCUGGAGAAGAAGACCGCCAAGCCGGAGCCGAAGCAGCACAAGAGGUUCAACUUGAAGAAGCUCACCUAUGAGGAGAGGAAGAACAAGUUGAUCGAGAGGCUCAAUGCAUUCAACUCGGCUGCUGGAGGCGAUGAGGAUUCUGAUGACGAGUGAAGAUGAGGUCUAUUUGCUUUGCUUGUUUUUAUGUUAUGACUCUUAAGCUAAAUUUUUGUAUUCCGAAUUUUAUGUUGUUUGAGAUACUUGCUAGAAAUGCUAUUCCAGUUUUCGCUAUAAUGGGAUGUGAACCUGCUUGGUUUUGGUUAUUUCAUCAAACUACUAUUCGAUUUUGUAGUGUCACAUGUGUUAUAUCAUGUAAUGCUGUGCGUCUGA